CCGGCCGGCCAGCAGCCGGCAGCAGGCGGCGGAGCGAUGGACGCCGCCGACCUCUCCAUCAUCCACCACAUCGGCCUCGUGCUGCUCGCGCUCUGGGCCGCCGCCUCCCUCGGCUGCUGCCACUCCGUCCUCUUCAUCCUCGCCUUCCUCUACCUAUACAUGGUAAAUGCCCGCUGUGCAAUGAGAAUGCAGAAGAGAAUACAGCAUGGGGAAAUGAAAUCUGCCUACCAACGAAGGAUGCUUUCUGACGGAGAGUCUGUACGAUGGUUAAAUCAUGCAAUCAAAAAGAUGUGGCCUAUUUGUAUGGAGAAGAUUGUUUCGCAACUUUUGAAGCCCAUCAUACCGUGGUUCUUGGAUAAGUUCAAACCUUGGACAGUUAGUAAAGCAAGUGUCCUGGAGCUUUACAUGGGUAGGGAUGCACCAUUGUUUACCUCGAUGAGAGUUCUACCUGAGUCAUCAGAUGAUGACCAUUUGGUUCUGGAGCUAGGCAUGAACUUCCUAUCUGCUGAAGAUAUGAGUGUUGUGCUUGCGAUGCAGCUGCAUAAGGGGGUGGGAUUUGGCAUGACCGCAAACAUGCAUUUGACUAGGAUGCAUGUCGAGGGAAAGGUUUUACUUGGUGUGAAGUUUGUACGGAGUUGGCCAUUUCUUGGCCGUAUAAGACUAUGCUUUGUGGAGCCUCCUUAUUUUCAAAUGACUGUAAAACCACUCGUUGGUCAUGGACUUGAUGUCACUGAAUUUCCUGGAAUUUCAGGAUGGCUGGAUAAGUUGAUGGAUACUGCAUUUGGGCAGACAUUGGUUGAGCCCAAUAUGCUUGUUAUCGAUAUGGAGAAGUUUAUAUCUACUCCUUCUGAAAACAAUUGGUUCGACAUUGAGGAGAGGCCUCCUGUUGCGUAUGUGAAACUUGAGAUUUUGGAAGGAAUUGACAUGAAACCAGCUGAUAUAAAUGGGCUCUCAGACCCUUAUGUGAAAGGUCGUCUUGGCCCUUGUAAAUUCCAAACACAAAUACAGAAGAAAACAUUAUCCCCUAAAUGGUUUGAGGAGUUCAAGAUACCCAUUACGUCAUGGGAGGCAUUAAAUGAGCUUGUUAUGGAAGUUUGUGACAAGGACCACCUUUAUGAUGACUCGCUUGGAGAAUGUACCGUAGACAUAAAUGAGCUGAGAGGUGGACAAAGACAUGACAAAUGGAUAUCACUGAAGAAUGUCAAGAAAGGAAGGAUCCACGUGGCGAUAACAGUUGAAGAUAUAUCAGAGGAGAAGGAUGCAACAACAGGUUUGGAAGAAUCAACAACGAAUGCUGAUGCCAAACUGCCAGUUUCAACCCCUGUUUAUAGCAAGUCGGAUGCUGCUAAACUGCCUGAAGAAAACGAAGUCAUAUUGGAUGAAGUGGAGCACAUCGACAUCGAUGGACAAGAACAAGCUGGAGGGGUAUAUGUACAUCGCCCUGGCACUGGAGUGCCCAAGACAUGGGAACCCCGUAAAGGACGAGCACGUGCUCCAGACACUGAGAUCCAGCAGGAGGUUGACCCAUCAAAGGAAGAUCCUCCUACCCCAAAGAGUAGCGGACGUGGCGGUAUGUUCAGUUUUCUCCGGAGGAGCUCGAAGAAGGAGAGCUUCCGCGGCCUUGAUCCUAAUAUCCCUACAAGUCCAGGCCCUCAGAGUGCAACAGAGGUUGAUCCGAACCUCCCUCGAACCCCGCGUCCCAACCUGAGGGAGCUUGGUGAGAAGCGGACGUCGAUAAAGAUUGUCGUCGGCGAAGGUGCAAACAAAGGAGACGCAGAAAGCUUGACUGAAGAUAUAGCGAAGGUGGUGGAGAAAAACGUGGGCGAGCCAGGCAGAUCAGUGACAAGCACGUUGAGCAGGAAGAUCUCCAUGAAGAGACAGGAGGACAAGCUGUCGGAUAUACCAGGGCAGGCUGAAGCUCGUGGACCUGAGUUGGUGGCCAAUGAAGGGCCUGUCACAAUCGAGGGUAAGCCGAUGGAUGGCCGCCCUAAAACAGAAGUACAGGAUAUUGCAGUGGAAGCAGAAACUUCAUAAAUCACAUUAGAUGCAAGAAGCAAGGUCAGAAAUUGUUAUUGUUUCUGCUGCUGGUGGUAGUACGUAGAUUUGCUAUGCGUGUCUCGCAUUGCUUGUUGUCCAUAGGUGUGAAGAAGAAUAAUGAUUUUAGAGGUGGUUGUAAAAUGGGACAGAGCAGUGGGCUGUACUAUGCAUCAUGGGUGAUCAUGUUGUAAGAUUUUUUUUUUUUUUGACAGAAAAGUUGUAAAGAUAUACAGUACCCAACAAUCUGUAUGUACACAUACGCCAGUAUGUAAAAGAUAUAUCAUUGUUUGUUUGUGCA
This is a messenger RNA of Lolium rigidum, 2335 nucleotides long. RefSeq names its product C2 domain-containing protein At1g53590-like. The record is from RefSeq and is a predicted model, not a curated record. The coding region runs from base 37 to 2034 and encodes 665 amino acids. Gene Ontology annotation, molecular function: lipid binding. NCBI's taxonomy places the organism in Eukaryota, Viridiplantae, Streptophyta, Magnoliopsida, Poales, Poaceae. The transcript has 12 exons.